Messenger RNA from Drosophila willistoni, 4137 nucleotides. RefSeq names its product E3 ubiquitin ligase PARAQUAT TOLERANCE 3 (gene snama). The record is from RefSeq and is a predicted model, not a curated record. Gene Ontology annotation, cellular component: nucleus. Gene Ontology annotation, biological process: protein ubiquitination; ubiquitin-dependent protein catabolic process; mRNA processing. Gene Ontology annotation, molecular function: zinc ion binding; ubiquitin protein ligase activity; nucleic acid binding. The transcript is spliced from 11 exons. Lineage: Eukaryota; Metazoa; Arthropoda; Insecta; Diptera; Drosophilidae. The coding region runs from base 107 to 4069 and encodes 1320 amino acids.
CAAAUGUAGACGACGAUGUGAGAGAUUAACACACUUAUUAUUCACGAAAGAAAUAUUAAUGAAACAAUAAUAAAAGCGUGUGUGAAAUAUCUUGAUAAACUUCACAAUGUCGGUGCACUAUAAAUUUAAAAGUACACUUCAUUUUGAUACAAUCACGUUUGAUGGACUGCACAUUUCUGUUGGUGACUUGAAAAGGGAAAUUGUACAGCAGAAAAAGUUGGGCAAAAUUAUAGAUUUCGAUCUCCAAAUAACGAAUGCCCAAAGUAAAGAAGAAUAUAAAGAUGAUUCCUUUUUAAUACCAAAAAAUACUACCCUCAUUAUAUCGCGCAUACCAAUAGCCCAUCCAACAAAAAAAGGCUGGGAACCACCAGCAUCUGACAAUGCUUUUUCCAGCGCUCCUACCAAUAAACAAGAUAAUUUUAAUAUGGAUCUAUCCAAAAUGCAGGGAAGUGAAGAGGAAAAAAUACAAGCAAUGAUGAUGCAGAGCACUGCGGAUUAUGAUCCCAAGACAUAUCAUCGCAUCAAAGGGCAAUCACAAGUUGGCGAAGUACCAGCCUCAUAUCGUUGUAAUAAAUGCAAAAAAAGUGGCCAUUGGAUUAAGAAUUGUCCCUAUAUAUUGGGAAAAGAGCAGUAUGAAGUUAAACGGAAUACUGGAAUUCCGAGAUCGUUUAGAGACAAACCCGAUAUGGCAAUGGAUCAAGAUUCGUCAAAAUUUGUGUUGCCUGUUGAGCAAAAUCAAGAGAUACCAGAAGAUUUAAUCUGUGGAAUAUGUCGGGAUAUAUUUGUUGAUGCUGUUAUGAUACCAUGUUGUGGCAGUUCAUUUUGCGAUGAUUGUGUACGCACAUCGUUGCUAGAGUCUGAGGAUAGCGAAUGUCCUGAUUGCAAGGAAAAGAACUGCUCUCCAGGAUCUUUGAUCCCAAAUCGUUUUUUAAGAAAUUCUGUUAACGCUUUUAAAAGUGAAACUGGAUAUACACUGAAAACUGAUAAAAAAGUCGAAAAACCACCAGUUGAGACGACAACCACUGUGGUUGCUGUUCAACCUUCUAGCACUGACAAGGUGGAAGCAAAACCAGAGCCAGAAUCUUCAAAUGUCAAUGGAGGCGAGGAGAAUGGAAAAAGUGUUCCUUCGGCAUCAACAAACAAAGUUGUUGAACAGUCACAAAAAGAAAAAGAGAAAGAAAAGAAUGAUUCGGACUAUGAGGAUAAUAUAACAAUUAAAAUGCCUCAAAAAAUAGAAGAUACCACACCAGCCUUAGCACCCAAGGUUAUACAACCAUAUAUAGGAAGUAAACCAUCUGGUGACUCCGUUCCCCAUAGACGCGAACAGAACCAAGAAUUUAUGAUGGAUCAUGAUAUGAAACCAAGGCCACCGCCACCCAAAAUGGAAGGCGUCAAACAUCACGAAAGAAGCCUGCUACCGACACCUGUUGGACUUCAUCAAAACUUUCAAUGUCAUGUUGUGAACGAACCAGAAGAUACUCAUCGAAUUGGCGUCUAUAAGCAGCCACCAUAUAUUCAGGCUCCCCGUUUACCACCGUUGCAUAUGGUAGGACAUCAAAUGCCGCCAUACAAUAAUGGAUAUAAUAACAUGGGUCAACGCCCUCCCAUGAACUUUGUUCCCUACCAACCCCAAAAUGUACAUUCCAUACGUCCAUCAUUUGAACCUACUGGAAAUAUAAAUAUCAAUCCAAUGCAAAGAUUUCAAUCACCAAGCUUGGCGUCGAUUUACCAAGGAGUUGCAGCUAAAGUUGGUUCCGGGCUCAUUGACGAUCCACUUGAAGCCUUCAACCGAAUUAUGAAAGAAAAGGAAAGACAAAAGGAGGAUCGUCGCCGUACUUCAGAUCAUCAUCGAUCCAGAUCUCCUGAAAGACUGCGUCAUCGCUACAAGUCGCCAGCAUAUGAUAAGAAUCCACCGAGGGACCUCAACUUUAAGGAGAAACGACCAAGGUCCCGGGAUAGGAAGCGUGAAUAUAGUCAUGAAAGAAGACCAGCUGCUCGGGUUAUGCGUCAUGCGUGCAACGGAUCAAAAUCGCCUAAUGACAAAAACAAGAGAUCUGGACAUCGGCGUUCUCCCUCACCCAGGGUCGGAUAUAAACCAGAUUUUAAGGAAAAGCAGCCUCACAACAAGCCAUAUGGAUCAAAAAUGGAGCCAGUUGAGCCGCCACCUCCAGGUUUCGAAUCUUCACACAUAACUGACAAUGAGGUUUAUAAAAAGCAUAAUAAAAAUAGUCCAGAAGUACCAAUAAUCAAGCAUGUACGCGGAAGUCAGAGCAUUGAAGAUGAUAUUGUUCCGAGAAAGCGUCACAGGUCUAGCAGCAAGAGCAGAGAUUCAAAAAUAAUCGAUAAUUGUUAUCGAAGUCCCACACCACCUCCCAAAUCAGCUUUUAUAGAUGACUCCUAUAAGCAGGUUUCAAACUCUCCAAAGACUCCAGAAAAAGUGAAAAAUCCAUAUGUCGAUGCAAAAAUGCUGUCAACUUCGCCAAGAUUGAAUCUUGAUAUUCUAGAGGCAUGUAACACAUUGGGAAAGGAAAAUAAGAUUAAACUUAAUUUGCAGUUAAAGGAGCGUAAGAAAAAGAAGAAGGACAAAUCAGAGCGUAAGAAGAACAAGAAGGAUAAGAAAGAGAAGAAAGAUAAAUCGAAGAAGGGAUAUUCUCCAGAUACUGAAAUAGCUGCACAAUGCUCAACCGAACGACAAUCUGCAACAUUAAAUGUGCUUGGCAAAAACAACUCCAAACCAGAUACUGACAUAGGUCAUGGAGAAUUAUCAAAUGAAAUAAACCAAAAUAUUUCGGAAAGCAUGAAGCCUGAUCAGCUUAAAAAUUAUUCGAUUUUGGAUAUAGAGGGACGCGAAGAGAUAAACAAUGUGGCGAAGUUUGACGCUAUACAAAUGUCGAAAUGGGAAUUGGAGGACAAUAAUCUAAGCGCUAAUAUAUCCGAUCCUUUUAAAAAGCUUACGAAUGCCAAUGCUGAGGACAAUUCUGAAAUAACUUCCGAUGUUCUUCGCAAAGCAGAGAAUGCGAUAUUUGCUAAAGCUAUAAAUGCAAUAAGACCAGUGGAGUUUCAAGUUGUAAUCAAUUCCAAGGGUAGUAGCAAAGACCGUUCCGUUUCAAUUAAAAGUGAUCCCAAAGAUCGUGGACAUUCUCCGAAGCGUACAAGUAGUAAAUCAGUGAAAGAUAGACUCGGUAGUAAAGUUGUUCAUGAUAGAAAUUAUUCACCAGAUCGAUCAAGGGGGGAGAAGCGGGAUGAGCGAGAGAAGCGGGAUGAGCGAGAGAAGCGAGAUGAGCGAGAGAAGCGAAAUGAGCGAGAGAAGCGAGAUGAGCGAGAGAAGCGAGAUGAACGCGAGAAGCGAGAUGAACGCGAGAAGCGUGAUGAACGAGAGAAGCGAGAUGAACGCGAGAAGCGAGAUGAACGCGAGAAGCGUGAUGAACGCGAGAAACGUGAUGAACGCGAGAAGCGUGAUGAGCGAGAUCGAAGAGAAGUUUCUGGGAAAAGUGUAGAUAAUGAAGAUAGGCACAGAUCCAAAUCAGACCACUAUGGCAAGAAGAAGGAAAGGCAUUCAAGGGAGCGUAGUUCGCCUAUAGAUAAAAGGCAUUCCAGUCAAAGUCGAAGAGCUCGUCCAUCUGAUGACAGCCGGGACCAGGCUUAUAACGAAAGUAAUAGAAAUAAUCGCGAUUUCAGAGAUAGGGCCAAAGGUAAAUAUGAUAAAAAGUCUUCUGAUGAUUCGGGUAGGAAUGAUAAUAGAAAUCAGCCACAAGCAGAUGGUCGUAAUACAUCGUCGAUGGCAAGACCUUCCUCGAGACCACGUCGCAUAGAUAAUCCAUUUCGAAGCAAUCCAUCGAAUAGUUUGGGGUUGAAAUAUGAUGAUGUCUUGCAGCAUGAGGAUGGACUUCAAUCUAAUAAUGAUUACAAUUCUGAUGAUAAAUCUGACCAAAAGAAACGCAAGGAGAAGAAACUUAAGAAACGUUUGAAAAGUUCUUCAAUGGAAUCUAUAAAAAGCGAAAAGCGCAAAAAACUAAAAAGUAAAAAAAAUAGUAAGAUAUUGAAAAAAACAAAAAAAUCCAAAAAAUAGCUGACAGGGCAGGUAAAUUAUAAAUGAAGGCUUUCAUAACAUUGAAAUUCAUUAUGUACAAAAAUGUU